AUGGCGUCCGGUUAUGAUAGAGCGCUUUCAGUUUUCAGUCCCGAUGGACACGUUUUCCAAGUGGAAUAUGCUCUAGAGGCUGUCAAACGAGGUACCUGUGCUGUCGGUGUCAAGGGGAAAGAUAUUGUCGUGCUCGGCUGUGAAAAGCGAUCAGCCAUGAAACUUCAAGAUACUCGCAUCACCCCCUCGAAGAUCGGUUUAAUUGAUCGCCACGUUUGCCUUGCCUUCGCCGGCCUGAAUGCCGAUGCUCGAAUUCUCAUCGAUAAAGCUCGACUAGAAGCUCAGUCACACCGCUUGACCGUCGAAGAUCCCGUGACCAUUGAAUACAUUACGAAAUAUGUCGCUGGGGUGCAACAACGAUACACGCAAAGUGGUGGUGUACGCCCCUUUGGAAUCAGUACUCUGAUUGUCGGCUUCGACAAGGGCGAUAAUGUCCCUAGGCUGUACCAGACUGAGCCUUCUGGAAUCUACUCUGCAUGGAAAGCCAACGCUAUCGGCCGCUCCAGCAAGACUGUUCGUGAAUUCCUCGAAAGAAAUCAUAAAGAUGACAUGGAUCGCGAAGCCACCCUUCAACUCACCAUCAAGUCUUUAUUGGAAGUUGUGCAGACAGGAGCAAAAAACAUUGAAAUUGCUAUAAUGGCCCCUGGCAAGCCCGUCGAGAUGCUUCCUACAGAGGACAUCGAGUCAUACGUCAAGAGUAUCGAAGCCGAGAAACAGGAAGAGGCGGCCAAGAAGAAGACCGGCCGAACACCGGGUACUGGCACCGCAGCCAUCUUGACGCGGGCAGGCACUACUGGUGAGGGCUCUGAGAGCUAG
Molecule: messenger RNA, 816 nt
Organism: Talaromyces atroroseus
Lineage: Eukaryota; Fungi; Ascomycota; Eurotiomycetes; Eurotiales; Trichocomaceae
Product: Proteasome subunit alpha type-4
Exons: 5
Coding region: 1-816 (271 amino acids)
Biological process (GO): ubiquitin-dependent protein catabolic process
Cellular component (GO): proteasome core complex, alpha-subunit complex; proteasome core complex; nucleus
Source: RefSeq, a predicted model, not a curated record